AUAUAAAAAUGUUGCUAAAAUUAUUUAUAUUUGGUUUAAUACUCUUUGUAUUAAUUUAUUGGAUUUUGCCUAAAGCAAUAAGUUGGUUUUUGGUUAAGAAGUUUAAAGUUAAAGUACGUAUUGGUCGUAUUAAUUUACCGUAUUUGGCCUUGAAAAAUGUGAACGUCAGCAAAAGUGGAUUUUCGGUGCAAAUUGAAGAGAUUUGUCUGCGUAGCAGUUUCUUCAAUACCGAAGUAACCAAACUAUUGUCGAUUUACAUACGAGAUAUACAAAUCAAUAAAGACAUUAAAUCAAGAACCGAUGGAACACCCAAAGAAGAACAGAAACGUUAUGCAGGCAUAUCACGAGAAGCGAGUGUGGAAAAUGUACCAGAUUUUAGGCAGGCAAAAGUACCGCCAAGUAUUCUUACAUUUGCUCAAUUCAUGGCCGUGCAUAUCAAUAACAUAUCGGUGUUGGUAAUGUAUAAUGAUUUUGAACCUGGUUGGUAUAUACAUGCUCUAGCAAAAGAACUACAUUUGGAUGGCAGUAUUGUGCAUAAUGCUAAAACUUUACUCGUCAAUGCUGCAUUAAAUGAAGCUCAGGCAAAAAUGUUAAGACAUUGUCCUACCAGGCGUCAAUCUUUGGAGAAUUUAAAUAAAAUACGUCCAUGCUUGGGAGAAAUUAGUUUUGAUAUAGCUCUCGAUGCCACCCUAUUUGCCCAAGGUCCUUUAUCGGUGGAUAAACUAUCUUUGGCCAUGAAUAAUGCCAAAUCUACUAUACACGGUGGCCUCUAUGAUUUCCUUAGAGAUGCUAAAAAGCGUACAUUACCCGAGCAUCAAACAACCAAAGAAGAUACUUAUACAUUUACGCCUUUGGCAGGCACAUGUAAUACAUCCUCAGCAACCUCAUUCCAACGGUCGACACGUCCAAAUUACAAUAAUGAAUCAUAUCAAAAGAUAGCUCCUAUUAUACCAAAGAAUUUUAAUUUUAUAAUACAAGCAGCCACUUUUUCAGCCAAAAAAGAAAAUUCACAAAAUGAUUUCAGUGCAAAAAUGCAAUUAUUUAGCAUAACUGGUGAAUUUAAUUCGAAAACAUUUAAUGAAAAUACUCAUUUGCCAACAGUGUGUACUAAACUUACGUUACAGCAUUUGGAUAUUGAUACCAAAUAUGAAAAAUUAUUAUUUAUUGAACAAUUUACUAUAGAUUCAAUGUUACAAAAUGAUAUUUUAAAUUUGUAUGUAAAAUUGAAAACUUUCCAAAUUAUCUAUAAUCAUUGUGAAAUCUAUGAUUGGGUCAACAACAACUUUCUCUCAAGUCAAAGGCAAAAACAACAUCAACCUAUGUUAUUACAAUAUAAACAAAAAUCUUUACCCGAUCAUUUGGGUUCCCUACAAAAACAAUGUUCACAUCAAUAUAAUGAUAAAGGAACAACAGCGUCGGGUGGAGAAAAUAAAAAUGGUUUCUUUGAAUCGUUAAUGAAACACAUAGUGGUCAAGGGUUGUGCUGAAUUGUUUAAUGUUUCGAUGCUAAUGAAAUUGGAUGAUGAUGAACAUGCUGGCAUGAGUGUUAGUCAUACACGUCUGGUACUCGAACAAAUUGAUGAGAAACGCAGUUCAAUCUAUAAAACAAAAAUAUUUAAUCUAUUAUUAAAUCAACGUCACUGGAGUGUUGAGCUAAUGAUAGAAUCUCUUUGGUGGUCUUUGGGUAAUUCCAUUAAUGAUACCAACAAUUUAAAAAAAUCCCAUUCGCCUGGUUCUCCUUUCUUUUUGGGUGUUAGUUUAGUUAAAUUAAGUUCCUAUUCGAAUGCCACCAAACUAGAGGUAUCCAUACAUACAUUGCGUACUGAGUACAGUAUGACUUUGGCGAAUUUUGUAGUGAAGACAGUUAAUUGUAUUAAACAAUAUGGUGGCCUUAAGUCGGAGAGUACUAUAAGUAAACAGAAAACAUUGCAGUCGGUGGAACCUCCCAUCAAUCUUUUAGUCUCGGCUAAAAUCAAAGAUAUAACAGCCUAUUUUGUUAAUCAUCAUAGAGCCUGUUUGCUGUUAAGUUUUUCGGAAAUUACUUUAACCCGGACUCAUCAAAUAUCACAUUUAAAAUUAGAGGAAUUCCAAAUGGCUAUAAUGCGUUCAAUGACCGCUUCCUCUUUGUGUUUGACUGAUUUUACUGAUAUUUUUGCAAAUUGUAAAUUGAUACGUUUGGAAUAUGAAAAACUAGAAAAUAAAAGACCUAAAUUAUCGGUGUAUAUACCAGGCAACACAGAAGCUAUAUGGAAUUCCAAUUUACACAUGCAUAUACUGACUUUGGUGCGCGAUAUGCAAGAAUUGAAAUAUGCUUUAGCUUUGCCACAAAAAGAAAAAUCACCCUCUUCCGUUUCCCCACACUCAGAUCCGAAUAGCAAAAAAUUGAUUAUAGAAUUAUCGGCAGAACGUAGUACUGUUUUCGAAAUUAAACUAUCAGACCGUCAUUCUAUGCAAUGGUUUGUGGAAAAUCUUUUCUUCAGCCACAAGGAAAGUAAUUUUAUUUCGGCCGAAAAUAUUUUCAUUAAAAUUGAUGAUGAACACAUAUUUACUCUGAAAGAUGUGGAUGUUCACUCUCUGGCCAAACUGGAUAUGUUAACGCAUGAAAGAGCAAAUUGUGAGGGUUUUCUUUUGCCUACGAACAAAGUUUGGGUUACAACUAUUGGAGCUUUUAAGGCGAUUUUCCCUUAUGAUCAUGAUUUUUAUGAUGCAGUGCAAAAUCAAUUUGUUUCACACUUCAAAUGGUUGAAAAUGGUACACAACUAUAAGAAGAAACCUUUUACCGCCAGUUCUCCUUUACCCAGUGAUAUUGUAAUACAGAUCAAAGAAUUUCUUUUGGAAAUCAGUGAUGAUCCCUUUGAAGUUAAACUACGUGAUAAUUAUGUCUUGCUCGUCGAUGAAUAUCUAGAGGGCCUUAAGCGAAAGACACUCUUUGAUAAAAAGAUAGCAGAAAUAUGUUCGAAAACUUUGCUAGUGCCAGCGGGCACAAUUGAAACUCUACACGCCACCUUGGUGAAAAAGAAUUCCGAGAUAUAUAUACAACGUUCCAAGAAAAUACGUGAAAGUGGACCGGUACGUACUCGCCUAUUGGCUUGGAUUAUGACAGAUGUAGAAAUCAUGGCCAUGGCUGAUCCCUCGAUACAUGGCACCUCGAAUGUUACACGUAUUAUGCGUGAAAUUGAUUCCGAAAGUCCUUGGCCAGAAGAGGGGUUAGAAUUUACCACUCUAUGGUGUCGCAAUGUUCAUGUCAGCUGUUCGGAAUGGAAAUUUAUGUUGAGGGAUUUUCCUCAGCCUAUGUUUUAUGUCAAGACUAUGAGUCUAUUUGGUAUAUUGUGUGGUGCUGAGCAGGCGGCCUCUAAGCGUGCAAAACGAGAUGUUUACAUAGAGGUAGGAGAACCUUUUGGUACGGAUGUGGUGCAACGCAGCAUGACCGCGUUGAAAUUCUAUCAUGAUUUCAAUUGUGAUUUGGAGUUCUGCAGUUAUGCCUUUGGUCCCUGCUGGGAGCCGGUAAUGGCUCAAUGUAAUUUGAGUUUUGAGAAAAUAUCUGCUCCUUCCAAAGAUCCUAGUCCUCCUUUACCCUUUUGGGAUAAAAUGCGUCUUCUAUUCCAUGGACGUUUGACAAUGAUUGUUAAACAAUUUACGGUGCUGUUGCAUGCCUCUUUAGAUCCUUACAAUACCACGGAAGAAAUGGAAUUAACAUGGAAUAAUGCAGGAAUAGUGUGGACUAAUGCUAAAAUCAUGUUUAAGGGAGAAUUAAAUGUCACUGUACGUACUGCCUCCCGCUAUGAUGAUUGCCGUUUGUUGCACUUUCCUCAUUUGAAAUUAACCUUUAAAUUGAAUUGGGUUUGCUUGGCCAAUCCCAAUGAUCAUCAUGCUGUUAUGCCUUGUGCUCCCGAUAAAUUACCCGAAUACUCUUCUAAUCAGGAACAUGAUUCCUUUAGAGCUUUUCGUUCUAUUAAUUUAAAUAUAUGGAUUUCGUUUGAAACAAAGUCCAAACCGGGUUUGGAAAUUGAAAGUGAUAUUCCGAGUUUGGUAUUAUAUGGCAGUACCUUAAGAUGGUUUGAAAGUUUAAAACUUAUACUGUCGGGAGUUACUAGACCUACACGCCGUGGUACGGUAUUUAAUAAUGUGCGACCGCGUAAAAAACAAUUAAGUCGUCACUAUAAAAAGGCCAAUCUACAAAUGAGUUUACAUCGUUUUCAAGUGCUCUACUGGAUGUCUCAUGCUAGACACAAAGGUUUUCAACUUAAUGGCGGGCGGGUGUCCUUCUGUUCCGAAUAUCUAUUGUCAUUGUCACCCAUCGAUGAUGGUCUUAUACAUCGUCCUCGAGCCGACUGGUCUACAAUUUAUAUGAACUGUGAACUUAAUGAUGCAGAAAUUUGGCUUAAAAGUGUGGAAACAGAAAAAUUCGAUAGUUCCUCGGAGAAUAUUGCUAAUGCUGAUAACUGCAACAAGGUGCGUUUCUAUUUCCUGAGUGUUGGUCGCGUUUCAUAUGGCCGAGAGGCCCUAAUACAAACUGGCAACGAGGAAGAGACAAAUAAAACUAAAUCUUCGACACCUACUCACAAAUUGGUGGUGUACGAUUUAAAAGGUGCUUGGACUAAGAAUAAUCGUGAUGUAGCGUUUGCCUUAUUCGAUUCGUUUAUGAAAUCACAAAAACUCAAAAAUAAUCUGUCCACUGAGGCUGUGAAAAGUUAUCGCAAAGAGGGCAAUUCUAAUGUUAUGAAGAAUAAACGCAGUGAUAGUACUAUAGCGUUGACAAGUAGUUCCGGAGAGGUGCUGCCAAUUGCCAACACUACUACAGCAAUCAAAAAACCUCAGCCUGCUAGUCAUGCAACAGCCAUGUUGCAGCAACUUAUAGCCGAAGCAGAUCAUAAAUUCAAUGUUUACAGUGAUGAUCAAAGUACCCAAUCAAGAGAGCUUCAACUUCAGGGACUGCAAGCCUGUUCUGCACAAGAUGUUAUCCAUGAGAAUUGGUCCAUUUCGUUGGUAAACUCCCAGGUUCUACUUAAAGGUUCCGAGACAUCGGGUUAUGUUAUUAUAAGUGCCGCUAAAGCGGAAAUAUUACAAAGAGUACAUCGUCCCGUGUGGCGAGAUCGUUCGUUGGUAUCGAAAACUACUUGGAAGGGUUUGUUGGAAUGCAUGCAGUAUUAUGCUACCGUAAGUGCCGGAGAACAUGAUUCUCUUUUGGAACGGGAAAUAAUGUGGUUAACAGUAGACAAUAUACAAGAUAAAGAUGAUGCGGUGAUAAACGAUUUACCCGAUAUACCACAUUUAGUGGGCAGUGGACGUAGUGUGGGCGGUGUAGUCUCCGAAACAGUGGGUGCUUCAUCGAGUGAAAAUGCUGGUGAAAAUCAACCCAUACAAUUACAGCGUAUUGUUUCGCGCUGUAAAUGUGAAUUUUUCUAUGUUAGUUAUGGUGAUACUAUAGAUCCUAAUACCAUUACCGAUAUGCCACCACCACCUUCCGAAGAAACUUUAUCUCCCUGGGAAAGGCAAGAUGAUCCGGUAGAUGCUUUUACCCUAAUGCAUCACGAUUUAGAUGUUUGCACUAAUUCCCUGCAAUAUGCCAUGAUAUUGGAUAUUGUCAAUAAUCUAUUGCUAUAUGUGGAGCCGCAACGCAAGCAGGCUUUAGAAAAAUUGGCCAGAAUGCGUUUCCAAUUGCAGCUACACUCAACUGAAGAUCAAAAACGUCCCAUACAACAGAAACAAACACUCAUUAGAAGUUUACUUAUGAAAAUACGUUCUCUUGAGAAAGACAUCCAUUUUAUCAGCCAAAGAGCUGAUGAAAGUGAUACCAUGGAAUGGAAAUUGGAAUAUGAUCGCGUGCAAAAACAUAUAAGAGAAAGUAAGGAGGAAUUAAACACCCUUAGUGAGGAGUUAGAUAUGAUGCUAUUGUGUUACAAGGAAACACAACUUUCACAAUUGAGUAAAAUCUCCAAUGUACUCUCGGACAAAACGGUCAGCAUUGUUCGAGCCAAUGAGAUUUGUUUCAAACGUGCCCAAUGGCGUCUUACCGAAACUGACGGUCAAAUUGGUAUAGCAGAUUUGGUGCUAAGCGGCUUCUUGUAUACGAAAAAAUCAAAAAGUGAUGAUUCGGUAGAACAUCUCUUGGAAUUGGGUAAUAUACGCAUGAACAAUUUGAUACCGCGUGAAAUAUAUAGAGAAGUUUUGGUGCCCACCGAAAUACAAAAAGACAUGCCCGUCGACACUCACAAGCGAGUGCUGAGAGUAUUUUGCCGUGAAAAACCUCCUGUGGGUGGUAUUUCGGUUAAGGAACACUUUGAAAUCAAUGUCGCACCCAUUACCAUCGCUAUAACCAAGAAAUUCUAUUCUACCAUGUUGAAAUUCUGUUUUCCCGAUCGUGAUGCCUCCGAAACAGAAGCUGUUGAUGAUAUAGAAGAAAACUCUUCCAGUUCAUCGUCUUCCUCGAAUUUGCAGACAAAAACGUCGAAAAAACCUUCUAAAUCGAAAAAAUCCUCCAAAGAUUCAGAAUUCUAUGUUAAAAUCGAAAAAGAUGAUGUAGAGAAAAUGAAAGAACGUGCCGAAAAGAAUAAACUAUUUAUCUAUAUCAAAAUUCCCGAGGUUCCCGUGCGUGUCAGCUAUAAGGGUAAUAAGGAAAAGAAUUUGGAAGAUAUUACCGAUUUCUCUUUAGUUAUACCCACCUUGGAGUAUCACAAUGUAACAUGGACCUGGUUAGAUUUGCUGCUGGCCAUGAAAUCGGUUAGUCGUAAGGUGAUUUUAUCUCAGGCCAUUAAACAAAAGUUACAAAUACAUCGUCGGCCACCAACAACCAAUCAAAGUGAAUUUUCCUCACCUCCCGAAGAGGAUAAAGCAAUAAUGUUGUUUGGCAAUCGUUUAGCGGGUGAAAAUCGUAGUCAACGCAAAGGAGUUUUUAAAUUUUCUUCAAGCAACAAAUAAUGAAAUUUAUUUCAUAAAAUUUAUUCAGAAAAGUAUUAUUUAAGUUAUUAAAUAAACAACAAAUUAUAAUAUAUUAAUUUAUUAAAUUAAUUUUCCAUUUAUUUAUCAACUUGUCCACUAAUUUUUUUUUCAUUUCUUAACAGUUUCUUUUAUUUAAUUUUUUUUUAUUAAAAAAUACAAUUUCUUGUGUUAUUAUUACUGCAGUGUGUUUUAAAGUAAAGUUGAGAGUUAAAAAUAAAAAUUUGAAUUUAAUUACUCUACACUGUUAUUAUCUAUAUAGUAAAACAGUUUAGUUAAAAUACAUACAAUGUUUGUUAAUUAAUAAACUACUUAAUUAAAUAUUUAAUUAAUAAAUCACCAGGGAGAAGAAAGUGGAAAAACAAGAAAAAUAUACUUAAAUAAAACUUGUAGUUUAAAGAUCUAAAAGAUAUUUGCUUUAGUAACAACUUCAAUUUAAAUAAAAUUCCAGCUUAUUUUUUAUAUAUUAAUAAAUAGUUUUUUUUAGCUAUAUAUUAAAAAUAAUCAAAAUUUUUUAAACAAACUCAAGAAAACUCACAAUUCUAAACAAUUAUAUUAUAAGCUCUUUAACCAUCACCAUCUUUAAGAGCUAUAAAUUAAAAUUAAUUUAGAUGAAAAAUAUCUUGUUAAAUUAACACAGUUUAUUGUUAUUAAAGACAAGAAAAACU
Molecule: messenger RNA, 7603 nt
Organism: Lucilia cuprina (Australian sheep blowfly)
Lineage: Eukaryota; Metazoa; Arthropoda; Insecta; Diptera; Calliphoridae
Gene: hob
Product: protein KIAA0100
Exons: 11
Coding region: 9-6917 (2302 amino acids)
Source: RefSeq, a predicted model, not a curated record